CUUAGCCACUCGCUUGCCCACAACACCGCCGCCGCCACCACCCGCACGGACACCGGCUACGGUGUACACCGACGGAAGACCAAGGCAAGAUGGCGACAGAGGCUCAGUUCGAGUACGAGUCGAUCCUCUGCGUCAAACCAGAAGUCAACGUGUACCGAAUCCCACCGCGAGCAUCCAACCGGGCAAUCAGGGCUGCUGAUUGGAAGCUGGAUGCUCCCGACUGGUCGGGCCGCAUGCGAGUGGUGGCUCGGGGAAAAGUGGCCUACGUAAAACUGGAGGACAAAAUGUCCGGGGAGCUGUUUGCCCAGGCACCAGUAGAUGAGUACCCUGGCAUUGCCGUGGAAACAGUGAGCGACUCGAGCCGAUACUUUGUACUCCGUAUCCAGGAUGACAACGGCCGCAGCGCCUUCAUCGGAAUCGGGUUUGGAGACAGAGGUGAUGCCUUCGACUUCAAUGUUGCACUGCAGGACCACUUCAAGUGGGUAAAACAGGAAAAUGAAUUCAGCAAACAAGCACAGGCUCCAGACUCCACUCCUAAGCUCGACCUGGGCUUCAAAGAGGGACAAACCAUCACGCUCAAUAUUGGGCAAUCCAAGAAAAAGGAUAGGACUCGUCCACAGAGUUCCGGUGGUCUAGGACUCCUUCCACCUCCCCCUGGAGGCAGGCUAGCCCCGCCCCCGUCAUCCCGAUCUAGUAAUCAUAACACGCAGCCAUCUGCGGGAGGAAAUGACACAGGUUGCUUGCUGGAUCUUGACUCCAGCAACUCUAACUCGGUGACUCCGUCCAAUCAACCAAUGACGGCCAGCUCAGACCUGUGGGGAGACUUUGACUCCCCAAAGUGAGCGGAGCACCAAUGGGCUCUUUCUCCCUCUUCUUUCUCUCAAUAAUAUUAUGCAGCACUUUUGGCAUCGUUGCGUUCCCCUUUGAGGGGGUCCCUACUGCUCCCUGCCGAGCAGGGUAAACCCUCACCUACCACCUCUCGCGUCGCGUAUUAAUCAGUUUUAGGUUCAGAUCUUGGUUAGUCUCAAGCCGAACACUACAGCCGUCCAUGUUCUUUGCUAUUCAUCUCCUUUUAACUGUGAACAUUAUAUAGAAACGCCAUUAAGGAAAUAUAAAAAUGAAUGCAGUUUAUGUACAGAGAAUAUUUAUUUUCAAUGUAUAUAUCCCCUGUCUGUACAUCAUUUGUGUUGUAGCGUCCCCCCCCCCCCCAUCUUUCCAGGGCUUAUUAUAUGCACUCUGUCUGUCUGUCAGUACGUGUUUCAAUACUGGGAUUGUGCUACUAAUCUUAUACAUGAGGUUUACCACCAUAAUCGUCUACUUGAAAGAAACCUUGUUCAACUGCAGUGGGUUCCCCGAGUGGCGCUGCUCUAUAGCGCCUUAUAGUGGACUCUUGGAGCACGACAGCAAUACUUGUAGUGUAGAAAUGAUGGAGCUGCUGAUUUUUUUUUUUUUUUUUUUUAAAAACAAGCAGCUGUAGUAAAUCAGCCCAGGUUGUGAAGGAGCCAGCCAAGUGGGAUGCGUUCCGGCGGCCUAAAAGGCUCGUGAUUUAGUGGCUGUGGAUGUAAGUAAACUGAGCUCGCUCAUGACCUGUUGUCCUUCGUAGUGGAUUUGUAUUCCGUCAUUUUUGGAGUGAGUCGUCAUCUGACAACCUGAAAGGUGGCGGGUUGUGUGGUACUGACCAGAUUUGAACCCCAGGUUUUUGAUGUUAAUUUUUUUUUUUUUAGUUUUGAAUUGAUUCCUUGUUGGGACCAAGCUUCUGUUUGUGAAAGGAAUUGUGGGCUUAUUUGUUGUUGUUUUUUUUUUGUUUUUUCUUUUUUUUUGGGGGGGGGGCUUAUUGUGAUCUUGUUGUGUAUAAGCAGAUGGAUUACAUUGAUUCACAAUGGAUGUCGAUGGGUACUUUCAGAACAUUAACACGAACAAAAUGUUUAAUGUAAUUUGUUGUGAAAUGAAUAUGCAAAGAUAAAUAUAAGACAGAAACAACACAA
Syngnathoides biaculeatus (alligator pipefish) is the source of this 1985-nucleotide messenger RNA. RefSeq names its product NECAP endocytosis associated 1 (gene necap1). Gene Ontology annotation, biological process: endocytosis. The coding region runs from base 90 to 842 and encodes 250 amino acids. Gene Ontology annotation, cellular component: clathrin vesicle coat; membrane. Lineage: Eukaryota; Metazoa; Chordata; Actinopteri; Syngnathiformes; Syngnathidae. The transcript is spliced from 7 exons. The record is from RefSeq and is a predicted model, not a curated record.